Molecule: messenger RNA, 4755 nt
Organism: Anoplophora glabripennis (Asian longhorned beetle)
Lineage: Eukaryota; Metazoa; Arthropoda; Insecta; Coleoptera; Cerambycidae
Gene: MTA1-like
Product: metastasis-associated protein MTA3
Exons: 8
Coding region: 138-2435 (765 amino acids)
Biological process (GO): negative regulation of transcription by RNA polymerase II
Cellular component (GO): NuRD complex; nucleoplasm
Molecular function (GO): histone deacetylase binding; transcription corepressor activity; chromatin binding
Source: RefSeq, a predicted model, not a curated record
UUUGAGAAAAUGGCGUCUAUGAGCUUGGUGGUGGUAUUAUGUGCAGUGAUAUAAACAUUGAAUAAAUUUAACGAUUAUUUAAAAAUGUUUGUUUGAUGUAGUGUUUAUUAGGAACAUUAUAGUUUUUCUGUUUGAAGAUGACGGCGAAUAUGUAUCGUGUCGGAGAUUAUGUGUACUUCGAAACGACCUCGACGUCUCCGUAUCAGAUCCGGCGCAUAGAAGAAUUAAACAAAACUGCAUCGGGAAAUGUGGAAGCCAAAGUAAUGUGCUUCUACAGGAGACGGGAUUUGCCCAGCCAGCUGAUUCAACUUGCCGACAAACACCAAUGUGCCUUAGACGAAUCCAAUGGAAGUCCAAUACCUGAAACGGGGAGCAGAGCGGAUCAGUUAAGUCCCAAGCAAAGACAUCAGAUGAGACACCGCGAGCUAUUUCUCUCUCGGCAAGUGGAAACGUUGCCAGCGACACACAUUCGAGGGAAAUGUUCGGUAACCCUAUUCAAUGAAACAGAAGCACUUACCUCCUACCUAAAUAAAGACGAUAUGUUUUUUUACUGCCUAGUUUUCGAUCCAACGCAAAAGACUCUCUUAGCGGACAAAGGUGAGAUUCGCGUGGGUAGCCGAUACCAGUGCGACGUUCCACCUAUGCUUAGAGAAGGUGAUAGUGAUGAACGGGAGUUGACGGAACUGGAGACUCUGGUCUGGACUCCCGAGCAUAACCUAAGUGACAGACAAAUCGAUCAAUUCCUAGUUGUGUCGAGAUCUGUGGGUACCUUCGCCAGGGCUCUGGACUGUAGUUCGAGCGUGAAACAACCAUCGCUGCACAUGUCGGCAGCGGCAGCGAGUCGUGAUAUAACCCUUUUUCAUGCCAUGGACACCCUCCACCGCCACGGUUAUAACUUGUCUAGUGCGUUGUGUUCUUUAGUACCUUCUAGUGGCCCUGUUCUGUGUCGGGACGAAAUGGAAGAGUGGAGCGCGAGCGAAGCAAAUCUAUUCGAGGAGGCAUUGGACAAGUACGGCAAAGACUUCAAUGAUAUCCGUCAAGAUUUCCUCCCUUGGAAGACCCUGAAGAACAUAAUCGAGUACUAUUACAUGUGGAAGACCACGGACAGAUACGUACAGCAGAAGCGCGUGAAAGCCGUGGAAGCGGAGUCUAAACUGAAACAAGUCUACAUUCCUAACUAUAAUAAACCAAAUCCUGCCGCGCUCAAUAACAAUAAAGGUGUGGUAAAUGGAAGUAGCAAUGGCAGCUCGGAUCCGGCAGUCUCAUUGGGGGGAAAAGCUUGUGAAUCGUGUAACGUAACUGUUUCAAAUCAAUGGUACGCAUGGGGCCCGUCCCACAUGCAGUGCCGACUGUGCCAGUCGUGCUGGCAGUACUGGAAAAAAUACGGCGGGUUAAAAGUAGCCACACGCUUUGGAGAUGGAGACUUUGAAAACGGCGGCAAAAAAAAGUCUGGUAGCGAUAUUGAUGAGGAACGUCUACCAGGAAUGUCCCAUCGACCUCAUCGCUGCAACAUCGGAGGCUGUGGAAAAGAGUUCAAAUUGAAGGCCCACUUGGGCCGUCACUACGCCACGGCACACGGAAUCGUCGUCAGAUCAGGAUCUCCCAGACCAAUUAUGAAAACCAGAACCGCUUUCUAUCUGUUUACUACGCCGAUAACUCGGAUCUCGAGGAGGUUGUGCAGGCACAUAAUGAGACCCCGACACGCGGCUAGGGCACCUUUUUUCGCCAUCAACAUACAGGCCGUGAAACAGGAGUGUAGUAUACAGAUGGCUGGAAAAACGUUGGCGGAAUUAAAACAGUUGCGCACCUACAGGAAAAGGAACAGAGGAAGCGUCACUGCCAUAGCCACUAGGCUCGGACGACCAUGUGCCGUCACGCCUCAGUGGUUAAUUUUAACAGACAAGGAACUUCUGCCGCAACCUGAUAAAGUGGCUUUUCCUAAACCACCAAAAGCUCCGGACGGUAGUCUGCUCUACGAAAGGGUUCCCAAUAAACCCGAAGCCGAGAAAAUUCCUCUGAACAGUAUGUCACCAUCCUUGAAGAGACGAGCUUACGAUGAAAUGAACGGCAUGGAUAGUGUGGCCCUCAACGCGCCGCCUCCGAAAAGUAUGAAAAAGGAGCCCGCACAUGUGACAAGGCCCGAACAGUUCCAAGCGUUGAUGGCUGCACAAAUGAUGCCCGGUCAACCCCUUCCACGACACAUUGCACAAAUUAAUGGAAAACCAAAAAUUGCUCACAUGACCCGAACGGGUUCAGGUCGUAAACAAGUUAUAAGUUGGAUGGAUGCACCGGAUGACGUUUACUUUAGGGCAACAGAAGGAAGCAAAAAAAUGCGACGACAGGUAACAUUAGCAGAGUUACGGAGGGCAGCACGGAAACCCUGGAGACAGCUGAAGACCAAAUCAGACGAUCUGCAAGUAGUUAUCCUCGAUUGACAGUGAACUUAAAAAUUUUCGUCAACUGUAUAUUACUUCGCCAAGUGCUCAUUGUGCCCCGCACAAAUUUUAAUCACCUCUAGCAAUAUUACGAAACAUCUGACGGUGAUGGGAGGACACUGUAAAAUAAAACGCCAUCAUCACCGUAUGUUUAACUGUUAUAUACAAAUUAUUUAUUUAUUGUAUUGGUAAUUUAUGGUAAUUUUUUGUUUAAAUAAACAAAAAAUGAUGUUGAAUCGUUUUAUCACUUUCUUAUCACUCUUGUGGUUCAAGAAGAAGAGUUGUUUAGCAAAAUUAAAAGAAUUAAGUGACUUAAUUUGAACCCCGAUGUGACGGAAGGGUUACGCACGCAGAAGGAGAUCCUCGAAGUGAUAGAGUUUGAAUAAAUCCUAUUCAUUAAUGUUUUUUAUAAGAUAUUUAUUUUUAAUGGCCAAACCUUUCGUUGCAUCGGGACUUUACUGUAUAGUAAAAAAAUAAAUUUUGUAAAUCCAAAUAUUAUGCGAAUAUUUAAAAAGUCAGGAAUAAAAGAACUUUAAAAAACAAGAGUUUCGUUAUUGAUUAGCUUUUAAGUCUGUCUUAUCACAAAAAAAAAAUGCAAAAAGAAACCAAUUUUUACUACGGGUGUUUAGUUUUUGAUUUUUUGUUAUUCUUUGUUAAAUUACAUACUACACCGUAAUAAAAUGUCGAAUCAGUGUUUUCUAAACAAAUUCGAUUCCUGCAAAUUUUAUGUUAUAAAUUUUACCUACGGCUCGUGAAAAUUAAAGUGGUUUUAUUUAGCAAUAGCAAUAAUAAAGCAAGGGGCAUAUAGUUUUUGAGGGGAUGCUAUCUAAAAAUUUCGAUGAAAUUUGCAAAAUGAAAAAUUUAAACAGGUGGCCAACCCUGAGAAAUGUUUUGCACAUAGUGAAUAUCAAUUAUAAUGAUCUUCAAGGGACCGUUUGUUUACGUUGUUAUAACCGAUAGACGUAAUGAGCAAUUACAGUAAUACGCCGAACUUACGCGAUAAGUGGGACCGAGCGAUAACCAUGUAAGUCAAAUUCGCGUAAGUCUGGGUACAAUUUUCCAUAUACAUACAUACAAAUUAUAUCCGUACGAUAUUUGUUGAGAUAGAAGAACUGUUAUCGGAAUUACAUACUGUAAUAAUAGUAAACUAUCGCGGCAGGAGUGUGGCUUGAAAUUUUCUGCCAAUGACUCUACCCCGGGUGUCGAAUGCGGUUAAUUCCAAGAAAGUGACACGGGGGUAUUCUUGGAAUUCUAUCUCCACAAAUAUUGUACGAACUAUAAAUGGAACCGAAAACCGAAAAAAAACAAUAAACUUGAAAGAAAAAUGUGUAAUAAAAUCUUAAAUUAAUACAAAAAUAACACAAAAUAAUAAUUUGCAGUUAUACCUCAAAUUUGCGCGAAACAUAUCAACACGUCGUAAACUGAACAAGUGUGGACGGGUGGGGAAGCGAGAGUAGCGCGUUGCUCAAACAAAUGCCGAAUCGACGAGAUUUAAAAAUCUCGUAACUCAGGAUUCGCGUAAGAUGUGGUAGCGUAAGUUGGGGUAUUACUGUACAUAUUUUUUAUUUUAAAAUUUUAUUGGAAAAAUGAAAAAAUCUUUAAGUACAUAUAUUGCUUUGUGUUGAGAAGAUCUCGGGCGCUUCAUUUGCAGUGAAUUGUUUUCCAGUACACUUUAUUUUAUUUCUAUCCUUCCAAAUUGUUGAAAUCUUUUUUGUUUGAAUUCUUUUGCUAUGUUUGCAUUAGUUUCUCCAUUUUCUAGUCUUCAUAUUAUGUGAUUUUUCUUCUAUAUUAAACACUUUUCUUUUCAACAUCAUAACAGAAAGUGGUAAUUAAUACAUAUAAUUUAACUGUAUGCGUAGAUACAUCAUAAUUUUUCCCAAACGUACUAACUGGUAUCAAAAGAGUGGAUGCCGGUGGGGUGGGCGAAGAGCAGUGCAUUGGUUUUAAGAUUCUAUGGUAACUGUAUAUAAAAACGUGUCACUAAAUACAAGAUGUUGUUGUAAACGGUGUUGUAGUAAAUAAUAUUUUUAAUAUGGUAAUUCUAUAGGGUUUAAUCGGAACUUCCAAAUUCCGUCGUUAUAUCCAAUAUGUCGUACAAAGCAAUGUUGUCAUAACCCACUUUCACUGUAAUGGCAAAAAAAAAAUUUUAUCAACUUUUUUUUUUAAUUUUUAAUAACUUUUCUUCGUAUUGAUUGAUUUUCAGUUUUAAUUAGAUAUUUAUUAAAGUUCAAUUUUUCAAACUUCAUAAUGCUGCAACUUUAAACAAGAACACACUUGUUUGUAUCUGCCAGUUGACUAUAAAAAAUAAUAUUUUAUGAAU